Mastomys coucha (southern multimammate mouse) is the source of this 4786-nucleotide messenger RNA. RefSeq names its product zinc finger protein 721-like. Gene Ontology annotation, molecular function: DNA-binding transcription repressor activity, RNA polymerase II-specific. Gene Ontology annotation, biological process: negative regulation of transcription by RNA polymerase II. The transcript has 7 exons. Lineage: Eukaryota; Metazoa; Chordata; Mammalia; Rodentia; Muridae. The record is from RefSeq and is a predicted model, not a curated record.
UUAGCAGCCAAGUUUGCUUCAGCUCCAGAAGGCUAGGCUGCCUGGCAGUGCUUCCAGUGAGCUUGCCUCCCAGAGCCCUGCCUUGUCUCAAAGAGAAGAGAACAAUGACCAAGUUACAGGAGGCCGUGACCUUCAGGGACGUGGCCGUGGUCUUCAGUGAGGAGGAGAUGGGGCUGCUGGACGCUGCUCAGAGGAAGCUGUACCUCGAUGUGAUGCUGGAAAACUUCAGGAACCUCCUGGCAGUGGGGGGCCAAAGUCCAAACAAGAUAGAGACUCUUCAUGCAACAGGAGUAAGGUGCCUUUCACUGGGACAGCUUCCAUGCUGGCAAAUGGCAAGCCAUGAUGUCAACAAACUGGCCAGAACUCCAGAAGACGUAAUAAACCCUCAAGGGAAGAGUUCCCACUUCCUGGAGCAGUGCCACAGGGGAGCAGAACAGCCUCCCUGGGCCUCUGAGGAUGAUGACUACCUUGAGAAAUUCACAAUCGACCAUUCCAGGAUUACUGAAAAUCAAGAAUUUCUGCCUGGGAGAGCUCAGAGUUCUUCGAGUAAAACACAUCUUAGUGAGAGACGUGACCAAUGGAAACACUGUCGUCAGACUCUGGUGAAAAACAACCCAAAGCUGUUGGCUCUGGGUGUUGACAUUCUGAGUUGCAUUUCCCAUCAAGAUAGCAAUAUAUUGCAUAAAAGAGGCAAAGUCCACAGCAGCGGUGACUGUGACGAAGUCAUCGAUCCCAUGUCAUCCCUCACCCAGGAUUGUGAUUACACAGAACAGAAGGCCUACCAGUGCAGCAAGGACCAAGAAGCCUUCAAUGACAGCUCUGUUCUGGAACUCCAUCAGCAGGUCUUCUUAGAAAUGAAGUCCCCUGUACGUAGUACACACAAGGACACCAGGCAUAGCUCCAGUGUCCCCAUUCAACCAAGUGCUCAUCCAGGAAGAAAGCACUACUGGUGUCACACUUGUGGCAAGGCUUUCAGUCAGAGCUCAGCACUUCAGACUCACCAGAGAGUGCACACGGGGGAGAAGCCCUACCAGUGCGACCACUGUGGGAAGGCCUUCAGCCGCAGCUCGGAUCUCAACAUCCACUGCCGAGUACACACCGGAGAGAAACUUUACAAGUGUGAUGUGUGUGGAAAGGGCUUCACAAAGUGGGACCACCUCCAGAUACACAAGAGAACUCACACAGGAGAGAAGCCAUAUAAGUGUGGAGACUGUGGCAAACGCUUCAGCUGUAGCUGGAACCUUCACACCCACCAGAGAGUCCACACUGAGGAGAAGCCGUACAAGUGUGAGGAGUGUGGGAAGUGUUUCAGCUUGAGCUUCAACCUCCACAGCCAUCAGCGGGUCCACACAGGAGAGAAGCCAUAUAAAUGUGAAGAGUGUGGGAAGGAUUUCAGUUCAGCCUCAAGUUUCCAAAGACACCAGCGGGUCCAUACAGGAGAGAAGCCAUUUUGCUGCAGUGUGUGUGGAAAGAGCUUCAGUCAGAGCUCCAAUUUUCAAGCCCACCAGAGAGUUCAUACCAGGGAAAAACCAUAUAGAUGUGAUGUGUGUGGGAAGCAUUUCACCUGGAGCCUUCACAAUCACCAGAGAGUCCACACAGGAGAAAAACCAUAUAUGUGUGUGGAGUGUGGGAAAGGCUUCAGUCAUGCCUCAGGUCUGCAGGCUCAUCACAGUGUCCACACAGGCGAGAAACCAUUCAAAUGUAAUGUGUGUCAGAAAAGGUUCCGUCAGGCCUCAAUGCUCCAGGACCAUGAGAGGGUACACACAGGGGAAAAGCCCUACAAAUGUAACACAUGUGGGAAAGUCUUCAGUCAGAGGUCCGGUCUCCAAGUCCAUCAGAGAAUUCACACCGGGGAGAAGCCAUUCAAGUGUAAGGAGUGUGGGAAAGAAUUCAGAUGGAGCUCAGGGCUUAGUUCCCACCAGAGGGUCCACAAAGAAGAGAAACCCUACAUGUGUCAGCAGUGUGGGAAGGGCUUCAGUCAGGCCUCACACUUCCACACACAUCUGAAAAGCCAUACUACAGGGAGGACCUAAAUCUUCAGCAUCUACUAUAAGGGCUUCAGUCAGAGAUCACAUCUUGUCUACCACUAGAGGGUCCACAGUGCAAGGACCCCUAUGUUUGUUCUGCACUCAGCAAUGUUCUCACGAAGCCCUUCCUCCCCCAGCUCGCUUCCCAGAGCCCUGCCUUGUCUCAAAGAGAAGAGAACAAUGACCAAGUUACAGGAGGCCGUGACCUUCAGGGACGUGGCCGUGGUCUUCAGUGAGGAGGAGAUGGGGCUGCUGGACGCUGCUCAGAGGAAGCUGUACCUCGAUGUGAUGCUGGAGAACUUCAGGAACCUCCUGACCGUGGGAUGCCAGAGUCCAAAUAAGAUGGUACCUCUUGACAUAACAGGAAUAAGGUGCCUUACACUGGGGAAGCUUCCAUGCUGGCGAAUGACAAGCCAUGAUGUCCACAAACUGGCCAGAGCUCCAGAAGACGUAAUAGACCCUCAAGGAAAGGGUACUCACCUCCUGGAGCAGUGCCACUCCUCCUGCCAUGGGGGAGCAGAACAGCUUUCUCAGGCCGCCAAGGAUGAUGGCUGUGUUGAGAGUCUCACAGUCGACCAUUCCAGCACUAGUGAAAAUCAGAAAUUUCUGUCUGGGAGAGAUCAGAGCUCUUGGAGUAAAACAGAUCUUAGUGAGAGAUGGAGCCAUGGGAAACACUAUCCUCAGACUCUGGUGAAAAACAACCCACAGCUGUCGGCUCCAGGUGUUAACAUCCUGGGUUGCAUUUCCCACCACGAUAACAAUAUACUACAUAAAAGAGACAAAGUCCACAGCAGCGGUGACUGUGAUAAAGUCAUUUUUCCCAUGACACUCCUCACCCAGCAUGGUGUUUACAGAGAACAGAAGGCCUACCAGUGCAGCAAGGGCCAAGAAGCCUUCAGGGACAGCCCUAGUCUGGAAGUCCAUCAACAGACCCUCUUAGGAAAGAAGUCUUCUGUACAUAGUACUCAUGAGGACACCAGGCAUAGCUCCAGUGUCCCCGUUCAACAAAGUGUUCAUCUAGGAAUGAAGCGCUACUGGUGUUAUGAGUGUGGCAAAGGUUUCAGUCACAGCUCAACUCUUCAGACUCACCAGAGAGUGCACACGGGGGAGAAACCUUACAGGUGCAACAGCUGUGGGAAGGGCUUCAGCCGCAGCUCGGAUCUCAACAUCCACCGCCGAGUACACACUGGAGAGAAACCCUACAAAUGUGAGGUGUGUGGGAAGGGCUUCACUCAGUGGGCACACCUCCAGAUACACAAGAGAACUCACACAGGAGAGAAGCCAUAUAAGUGUGGAGACUGUGGCAAACGCUUCAGCUGUAGCUCGAACCUCCACACCCACCAGAGAGUCCACACUGAGGAGAAACCUUAUAAGUGUAACGAGUGUGGGAAAUGCUUCAGCUUAAGUGGCAACCUAGAUAUCCACCAGCGGGUCCACACAGGAGAGAAGCCAUAUAAAUGUGAAGAGUGUGGGAAGGGUUUCAGUUCAGUCUCAAGCUUCCAAAGCCACCAGCGGGUCCAUACAGGAGAGAAGCCGUUUCACUGCAACGUGUGUGGGAAGAGCUUCAGUCGGAGCUCGCAUUUUCUAGAUCACCAAAGAAUUCACACUGGGGAAAAACCAUAUAGAUGUGAAGUGUGUGGGAAGCGCUUCCCCUGGAGCUUGAGCCUUCAUAGUCACCAGAGUGUUCACACAGGAGAGAAACCUCAUAAAUGUGAGGAGUGUGGGAAAGGCUUCAGUCAUGCCUCAAGUCUGCAGGCCCAUCACAGUGUCCACACCAGUGAAAAACCGUUCAAAUGCAAUGUUUGCCAGAAGCAGUUCAGCAAGACCUCGAACCUCCAGGCCCACCAGAGGGUGCACACCGGGGAGAAGCCCUACAAAUGUGACACCUGUGGGAAAGCCUUCAGCCAGAAGUCCAGUCUCCAAGUCCAUCAGAGAAUUCACACUGGGGAGAAGCCGUUCAAGUGUGAGGAGUGUGGGAAGGAAUUCAGGUGGAGCGUGGCACUUAGUUCUCACCAGAGAGUCCACACAGGAGAGAAACCCUACACGUGUCAGCAGUGUGGGAAAGGUUUCAGUCAGGCCUCGUAUUUCCGUACACACCAGAGGGUCCACACUGGAUAGAGGCCCUAAAACUGCAGCAUUUGCUGUAAGGGCUGUAGUCAGAAAUCACAUCUUGUCUUCCUUCAGAGGAUCCACACUACAUGGACUUUUUAGUUUCUGCUGUCAGGGGGGCUCUAUGCUGCUGACUGUUAAAAGUACCCCUAACACAUACCCCCAACACACAGAGGCCUCAAGAGACUUCAUAGGGGCUUUAUCUUAGUAUUUUGCCCUCAACUUAUUCUCCUACUGUACUCAUUAUGCCAAGGGAAGAGAGUAUUUUAAAAUGGAUCUUCUUAGCAUACAAAUAAAGUAAAAGAAUUAAAAAGCAUAUAUAGAAAAGGAUUCUGAUUUGAUUAUAAAAGGAAAAAUUGGCAAUUGUGAGGAACAGACCCAACAGGAAUUGUAGGGCAUGAUACUAAUGCUGAGAUUAUAUCAUUAUGUGUAAUCAAUAAAGAUUGGCAAAGAGCUUGUAGCAACUGUUUAGGAGAAAUUAACAACAAAUAUCCUAAAGGCAAGUAACUUCAGUUUAUAUAAAGUAAUUGGAUUCACCCCAUAUUGUAUAAAACAUCAAUUCCUGAAGCCCUUACAUUUUAUACUGAUGCAGAUAAGUUGGAAAUGGUUGGUUAUAAUUCAGGAAAAAAUAAGCAAAGUCAUUCAAAGCC